GCUUUCUCGCUUUUUGUCCACCGCCUACUUUUUUCUAGAUCACAGAGCAAAGAGCGAUAUCGACACUGGCUCCUUGCUAAAUCUUCCGAGAGUUCGACGCAGCAAUGGCUCCAAUGAUGGCAAAGUUCUUGAUAGGGCUCAGCCUUCUCACCGCCAACCUACGGGGUCUGUCUGCGCAAAAGGAAACUCUCAAUCCAGAAGGUUGUGGCACGCCCUCCUACAAAUCCAUGAUUGUCAACGGCACAGAAGUGAAAGAGCUUCAGUAUCCUUGGGCGGUGUUUCUGGCCACGUAUUUCUACCCAGAUUUUUAUGCUUGCGGAGGCACCAUCAUCACAAAGCGCCACGUCCUCACUGCUGCCCACUGCCUUGUGUCUAACCACGUGCGCGUGCAGAAAGUCGUUGUUUGGUAUGGCAGCGUGGACCGUCGAAACGCAAAGGGUGUCGUGGCGUCGAAGAUGUUGAUUCACAAGGAUUACGUCGAGACAACGGAUGUGAACGACAUAGCCCUCCUUGAGGUGAAGAACCCAUUCUCGUUUGGCAAGGACGUCGCGCCCAUCUGUAUCCCAAUAGGUCCCGUACCGUUCGUCAACAAAGAUGCCGUCGUAGCUGGAUGGGGAUCUCUUUAUAUCGACGGAGACACCGUAGACUUCCUUCGUCAAACAUCAGUCACCAUUCUGCCUGACAAAGUAUGCACAACGUUAUUUGGGAAGUAUGGCUUCUCGGACACCCGCCAAUGCUGUGCCAACAAACGAAGCAAGGGCGCGUGCAAAGGUGACUCGGGUGGACCACUGAUGGUUCGGAACAAAGCUGGCCGCUUCCAGCAAGUGGGCAUCGUCUCGUACUUGAUGGGCACUUGUGGCGGAGACUACAAUCCGCAGGUGUACACACGAGUUACCAGUUACUCUGACUGGCUAACUAGGGGAGUUUCUUCAAGCAACGGCUACACGUACAUCGGCAGCCCAAAGGUGGACAUGCUGAAACCACCUUUCUUUAUCGCAUGACGAAAACUCGAGGCAGAAACACACCCAAUGCACCGGGUGUUGUGAGUCUGGCCUAAUAAACAGUAACUUCAAUG
This is a messenger RNA of Rhipicephalus microplus (southern cattle tick), 1075 nucleotides long. RefSeq names its product transmembrane protease serine 9. The record is from RefSeq and is a predicted model, not a curated record. Lineage: Eukaryota; Metazoa; Arthropoda; Arachnida; Ixodida; Ixodidae. Gene Ontology annotation, biological process: proteolysis. Gene Ontology annotation, molecular function: serine-type endopeptidase activity.